Molecule: messenger RNA, 979 nt
Organism: Chenopodium quinoa (quinoa)
Lineage: Eukaryota; Viridiplantae; Streptophyta; Magnoliopsida; Caryophyllales; Amaranthaceae
Product: jasmonate-induced protein homolog
Exons: 3
Coding region: 136-702 (188 amino acids)
Source: RefSeq, a predicted model, not a curated record
UGCGUUUACAAUACGCAUUGUUUUCCUAUAUCGUUCCAGUUUUAUCUAAUAAUCUCGAAGAAAUAAGAAAAACACGUUAUUACUAGGGAGGUCUGUAGCAGUCAAUCACAACAUCUAAACACUAGCUAGGGUAAUAUGGCUUCCUCUCAACAGCUACCAGCUUCAACAUCAAUACUGCAAAAUGAAGACACAACAGUUGUGGAGCAGAUGAUGAAAGAGGCAGAGAAAAUUCUACUCUCAAACAAUCCUAAUGUUGAGAAAAUGCAACUACAAAUUGCUGGCUGCAUACUGAACAUAACCAAGGGAAGCCGGUUACAUAUUCAUAAUAAACAUGAUUGGAGUGGCCAAGUAAGUUUUCGAGCCGAGUUUCCGACAGAAAUUCCUAUAGGAGGGACGGCGAAGUUUGUACACUAUGGAGCUCCUUCAAAAGGCUCCAAGGCUGCUGUGGUGUAUGCUAGUGUCAAUUGUGCAUGGCUCUUGGCUUGGUAUGUACCCUUCGGCGAUGAGCCUAACAAGGUAUACGUAGAAAAUGGGGCAAAAGAAAAUUAUAACGUCAUAGAUUGGUAUGAAAUAGAAAGAAAACUGGAAGCAUCGGGCAACAUGAGUGUUUAUGAAGACGUGCCCACAAGAUGCAAGUCCAUUGCAGAGCUUAAUGGUGAUGGCAAAAAGGUUAAACUUGGUGCUAUGUUCCUCAAUGGAUGACUGGCUAGAAUGUUUAAUCUUGUUGAUGGAUUAUAUGUCUACAGGGGUAACUGUAUGCUGUUAUUAAGUCCAGAGCCAUGUUCAAGAGUAGACCUUGAACUAUAUUAUACUUCUAUAAAUAAAGGCUCUGUUUAUAUAGACUUCGUUUGUAGUUGAUAUCAACAUAUAAGAAAUAACGAAGAUGAUGCCUCUCAUGUAAACUUUAUGAUUGCAUAGGCAAUAGUCUGUUUGGAUGAUCUUGAUGUUAUUGCAAACUAUUAUGAACUACGUUACUUCA